GAGCGUAGUUAACGAAAGGUACGAUUGAUGGUAUCGCAGUUGCCAGAUGUGCAUUACCAAAGAGACGGUCUACAUAAGUCCACGUAAAUUCUUUUCGAUUUCAUUAUCAUUAUUACUGAUAUAAGAAAUUAAUUGUACCCACCUUUUUUUACAUGGAUCAUUAUUUAAUCAAAUUCGAAGUGUCUUCAUUUCGAAGGUAAUAUCGGCACGCGUGGAAUACAUGAUAUAAGAGAUAGCGGUGUCACGGGAAAUAAAUCUGAUAAAAAUGACGUGGUGAAGAUACGCUUAUCGUUUGACGACAGCGUCAAGGGAGUUACAAGAACAGAAUGGAGGAAAGCACAAGUUCGGAGAAUGUUUGGCACAAAGGUAAGCCUGAGGAACAAAGCGAGCUGUUUCAUGGGGAAUCUACGACUACAUCCGUAGAAGCUAAUUCUACAUCGUUAGCUGAUAUAUUUGAUACAGCAUUUACAUCGACGGUUGAUCCAUCUCCGCAAUCGCGGUUUCCCUCAGGUAAUGAAAUGGAAUAUGAGCAUUUAUUUGCGGAAAGUGAUAUCGAGGAGUCAGACGUAACAGCUAUCGGUCCUUAUACGAAUUCGGCUCGUCCUACUGCUUCCGAGAAUAAUUUUGUUUAUGGCAAUUAUUUAACGCAACCAGAUACAACUAGUGAUUCACAAGAAUAUUGGCAACCUGAUCUCCUAAAUUGUAACAUGUGCCAAAAUAGACAGGAGAGGAAUUCUAAGAAAGAAUCGCCUACUCGACAAUCGAAUAAUCCGUGUGAGGAGAGAGCGUGUGAUAAUUAUAGGAGAAAGAGAGUUUUGCACGAUCGUGAUUUGACGGUUAAACAUAAAACUAAGAAGAGUGAAGACCAGAAAUUAUUGAGUGGUCAGCAACCGGAUAGUUUGAGUAUAGCUGGACCAUCUAGAUUGUCAGAACAUCCUGUUUCAAACAAUGUUACGCGAUCGACAGAGAACACGGAUGUUUUACAAAAUUUAGCAAGUAAUAAUGCCAAUGAGUCUAAUAGUUUGUAUCAUUCAGUUAUGUCGAAUGUGAUAACUCCUCAAGAAGUGCACUCAGUACAUACAUCUCAAAAUGAUGAUACACCAUCGGCACCAGAUUUGCAACUAGAUUGGUCCUCCAGUAGUGAUAGUGAUGAUGAAGAUGGCUCAGUUGAAGUACUUGGAACUGUUAAUCAUAAUACCAAAAACUCUUUAGAAAAUACGAAUGAAGAUAAUCGUACAGUCACUGUAGUUGAUUUAACUGUAGAGUCCGAUGAAGAGUACACUCCAAGAGUACACACUUCUAUGCCAACAAAUCCCGUAGUCACAAACCCAUGGUCGGCAGAUUAUAAUCAUAGAAGCAAUCCGCACUGUACGCUUGCGGAGUAUCACAAUCGUAUGCGGCAUGUUAUGCAUAACAGCCGUAUGUAUCACAAUUACAGGAUGCACGAUCACUCGGGUUGUGGAUCUGUAGGAGAUGCAUCUGCCAAUGUAACAAGACCACGCAUGCAUCCUGUCCAAGAAAGAUUGUGGAUGAAUCAACAGCGUAUGCAGGAAGUGCAUAGACGAAGACUUUACUUACACAGAUCUUCGUUACAUCACGGUAAUGCGGGACCAUGUAAUGUGCAUUCAUCGACGCAACACACCUGCGGCGGGAACGGAAACAACAGCCCUCCGAGCACUCGGUGCAACAAUACAACGGACAGCGCAGCGUACACGGAAAAUUAUCUUCCACCCCCGAUUUUACCGCAGCCGCAGCAACCCACCGUUUACAGUCAUCCCGAGGCUCGAGGGCCGUCUAGUUUCUAUAGGGCACCCUGCCCCGUGCUGCCUAUAAUCGUAAAUCCGUUGAGCGGUGUGGAAGAAAUGGAACCAACUCCUCCAGUGAUGUUACCCUCAAUGCCGGUACAUCAACAUGUACAUCAUCACAUGUAUCAUUACGAUCCGCAUCAACGGCCAUCGCAACGCAUGCACCACGUUCACAUUAGUUUCCAUCCCCAUAUACAAGGAUCUGGCACGCACGAUAUAAUGCCGUUCCCACCGAUGGGUCUGCCGGAUUUGGUGUUGCAAGGAGCGCGUCACGUAUCCACUCGACUGGACAAUUAUAUGCGGAUCGUUGAUUUGCGACGUAUGGCUCAUAUAAGUUGUGGGGCUACGCAGGAGUCCAUCGAAAGCCACACAUUCCCUCACAAAUACAAACGAGUAAAGAAAGUCAAAAAUGGGGAAGAUGCUAUCGAAAAGUGUACAAUAUGUCUAUCCGAAUUUGAAGAUUGUGAGAGUGUCAGGAGGCUUCCAUGUAUGCAUUUAUUUCAUAUUGAUUGCGUUGACCGAUGGUUAUGCACAAACAAGCGUUGUCCUAUAUGCCGAGUGGAUAUCGAGACUUUUCUCCACAAGGAGCUCACUACUUCGGCAUAGUUUAAGGUUUCUCAUAUCUGCCUCUUUUUCAAGUAUAAUCAGGUAACAUUUGUAUGAUAUCAAAUAUUUCAAGAUGAUCCAUCCAGGUGAAAAUACGCUGGGUUACCACUACUACUAUGGAUUAAUGGUGUAAAAAUGUUAUGGAUAAUCAAAAUAAUAACGAAUGAUGAGUUCCUCAAGAAGACGAGAAGAGUUGUCACCGUUCACAAUUUUACGGUAGAUCUAACCGUGGUUGGUUUUAUGCAUACUGAUAAUUAUUAUUAUUAAUAUUACAUGACUAAAUUCUUUUAUAUCAUAUUACUGCUUUUAUGCUAAAUUAUGAAUAUUCACUUUAUUUUUAUCUUUCUUAUAUAAGAACGCAAAAUCUCUGUGUAAAAAAACGUACGAAAUAAUUUACGGUUUUAUGGGAAAUAUAUUACGCAUAACUUUUUGAGUACGUGCCUAAAUCUACAGAUUUUUACAGUUCGGCAAAUCGAUUUGAUUCUACAUCGACGUAAUGUUAUAUUUGUGAUAUACAAUUACACAUAUGCAUAUAUUGUACGCGUAUUUGGUAUAUAUCUCAACUUACGAGAAUACUGGAAUUUUUAUUCUAACUAUUUCAUUAAACUGAUCAUGUAAAUUUUUGUAAUACCUGCAUUAAAUUUUAUGACCUCGAUAUCUAUAUAGCAGCACAUCUAUUAUUAAUAUCAAUCUAACAAAAUUAGCUUUUAUCUAAUUUUGUUUGUCUCUAUUGACAUGUAUUUAUAAUAGGCUUAAAUUUUCUAUUCUGCAUAUAAUAUUAGCAUAUAUCCGUAGUUACUUGUUGCAGAUUAUUAUUCAAUAAUUUUCGACAUUAGAAUACUGUUCUAUGUUGCGUUUCUUAAGCAAUUUGUUUCAUUACAUAUUUCCCUUCAUGAAUAUUAUUCAGCAAGUUAAAAUGCAGCGUCAAUUUAAAUAAAACCGAAAAUGAUGACAUAGACUUAUAUUGAAGGGCAAUUGUUCAUAUGAAUUCCUCCGAAUACUAUUACCGAUGCUAAGCCAAAGACUUAGCUUAAGUUGUAAGCGUACAGAAAUAUCUGCAUAGAGUGAAUAAGCGAUUUCGAAUUAAAGAUAAUUGUGCCGUUGCACUUAUAAAAAAACUACUAAAAAAAUCACCGUACUGUCGGGCCUUACAUAUAUUGCCACUCUUGUAUAUAUGUUCUGUUACAUAAUAGAAUCAAAAACUACUGCUGUUCUACAACAAUCUGUAGUAAAAAAAAAACAUUUUUACCAUAUUAGUAUCUUCAGUAUCCAAAUUAAUAUUGUAACGCGAAUAAUUUUAUUUUGUUAAUACGUGCGAUAUUAUAAUAGAUAGCAUUAAAAUAUACGAGUAAUAUCAUACAGGAUUUCCUGUUCUGCUCCGGUUUGAUAUUUAAUGAAUUGAGACGGAAAACACUAUUGAUCGUGACAAAUAGCUUCGUGAAGCUGUACAUUUUUAUUUUAUGAAUUUUAUCGUUUGAACGUAUAAUGAUCCCAUAUAAUGUGUUACAUUACUGAUAAAUGAUUAUUAUUGAAAACAUUUUUACACUGCCAUGUAACAAAUUACUACUUAACUACUUACCAGAAUUAACUUUAUUAUUAUGGAACGAAUAAAAUAUCUCACGGCUGUUUUAUUUUAUACGAUUUAUUAUAUAUAGGAAACACUCUAACAACUGUUUAACCGAGUACAUUAAUACUUCAAUUGUUUAAUUAAAGUGUUUCGGGGAGGUGGCACGUAAUGCGUCCUAUUUUAAGGAUCAUGAAAAAAAAAAAACAAGAAAGAUACAUUUGCCAUAUACAAUCAAGUAGUUAGAUAUAAUUCAAUUUCUUAUUUUGCAAAAUAAGAACAAAUGGGUAUAUAAAAUACAUGUACCUCUAUAUUAACUACAUAAUUAUGACAUAUGUAUAUCGGAAAACAAUAAUUUUAUAUACUUUCAUAAAUAGUAAGAAUUUAUACUGUACAUAAUAAAUCUAGGGUGAUAAUGCAAAAUUGUAUUGACUUACUGUUGCAACAUUAGAGUAAACGUUAUACAAAAUACAUGAAUCAUAAAAAAGCA
Ooceraea biroi (clonal raider ant) is the source of this 4465-nucleotide messenger RNA. Its product is annotated as E3 ubiquitin-protein ligase Arkadia. Gene Ontology annotation, cellular component: nucleus. Lineage: Eukaryota; Metazoa; Arthropoda; Insecta; Hymenoptera; Formicidae. Gene Ontology annotation, molecular function: ubiquitin protein ligase activity. The record is from RefSeq and is a predicted model, not a curated record.